Messenger RNA from Perognathus longimembris pacificus (Pacific pocket mouse), 3772 nucleotides. RefSeq names its product integrin alpha-D-like. Gene Ontology annotation, molecular function: integrin binding. Lineage: Eukaryota; Metazoa; Chordata; Mammalia; Rodentia; Heteromyidae. Gene Ontology annotation, biological process: cell-cell adhesion; cell adhesion mediated by integrin; integrin-mediated signaling pathway. The coding region runs from base 1 to 3486 and encodes 1161 amino acids. Gene Ontology annotation, cellular component: external side of plasma membrane; integrin complex. The transcript is spliced from 30 exons. The record is from RefSeq and is a predicted model, not a curated record.
AUGGCUUUGGCCUUGGGAGUUCAGCUCCUCCUGGGUGCCCUGGCUGUUAGUCAUGGAUUUAACCUGGAUCUGGAGGAGCCCAUAGUGUUCAGAGAUAAUGAAACCAGCUUUGGGCAGACUGUGGUACAGUUUGGUGGAUCUCGACUGGUGGUGGGAGCGCCCCUGCAGGUGGUGGCAGCCAACCAAACAGGACAGUUGUACGACUGUGUGCCAGCCACUGGCUCAUGCCAACCCAUCUCGCUGCACAUCCCCACAGAGUUUGUGAACAUGUCCUUGGGCUUGUCCUUGGCCACUUCCAUGAACCAGUCCCAGGUGUUGGCCUGUGGCCCAACCGUGCACAGAGCUUGUGGAGAGAACACAUAUGCAAAAGGCUCCUGCCUCCUGCUGGACUCACGCUUGCAGAUCAUCUGGACAUUUCCAGAGGACCUCCCAGACUGCCCACAUCAUGAGAUGGACAUCGCCUUCCUCAUCGAUGGUUCUGGCAGCAUAGAGCAGAGUGACUUUAGCCAGAUGAAGGACUUUGUCAGAGCUGUGAUGGGCCAGUUCCAGGGGACCAACACCAUGUUCUCUCUGAUGCAGUAUUCCAACAUCCUGAAGACCCACUUCACCUUCACGGAAUUCCGCACCAGCUUGAGCCCUCAGAGCCUGGUGGACCCCAUCAUGCAGUUGAGAGGCCUGACAUUCACAGCCACCGGCAUCCUCCAAGUGGUGAAGGAGUUAUUUCAUAGCAAGAACGGGGCCCGCCAAAGUGCCAAGAAGGUCCUCAUUGUCAUCACGGAUGGACAGAAGUACAGAGACCCCCUGGACUACCCCGAGGUCAUCCCGCAGGCAGAGGAAGCAGGCAUCCUCCGCUACGCCAUCGGGGUGGGGGAUGCCUUCCAGGAGCCCAGCGCCCGGCUGGAGCUGGACGCCAUCGGCUCUGCGCCCCCGCAGGACCACGUGUUUAAGGUGGGCAGCUUCACCGCACUGGGCAGCAUCCAGAAGCAGUUGCAAGAGAAGAUCUUUGCAGUCGAGGGAACCAGAUCCAGGGCCAGCAGCUCCUUUCAGCAUGAGAUGUCACAGGAAGGCUUCAGCUCAGUAUUCACAGCGGAUGGACCAGUUUUGGGGGCCGUGGGGAGCUUCAGCUGGUCCGGAGGUGCCUUCCUGCACUCCCCCUCUAGGGCUGCCACUUUCAUCAACAUGUCUAAGGAGAGUAUGGACAUGAGGGACGCCUACCUAGGUUACUCCACCCAGGUGGCCCUGUGGAAGGGGGCGCGGAGCCUGGUCAUGGGGGCCCCUCGUUACCAGCACACGGGGAAGGUUGUCAUGUUCACCCAGGAAUCGGGGCAAUGGCAGCCAAAUGCUGAAGUCACAGGGACCCAGAUUGGCUCCUACUUUGGGGCCUCCCUGUGCUCCGUGGAUGUCAAUGGAGAUGGCAACACUGACCUGAUCCUCAUUGGGGCCCCCCAUUACUAUGAGCAGACCCGAGGGGGCCAGGUGUCUGUGUGCCCCAUGCCCAGGGGGAGGGCUCCGUGGCGGUGUGGGUCUGUUCUCCGUGGGGAACAGGGCCAUCCCUGGGGCCGCUUUGGGGCAGCCCUGACCGUGCUUGGGGAUGUGAACUGGGACAAGCUGACAGACGUGGCCGUCGGGGCUCCAGGAGAGCAGGAGAACCAGGGUGCUGUUUACAUCUUUCAUGGCACCCCAGGCCUGGGCUUGGGCCCUGCACACAGCCAGAGGAUCCCUGGCUCCCAGCUGUCCUCUGGUCUCCAGUAUUUUGGGCAGUCGCUGAGUGGGGGUCAGGACCUCACCCGGGAUGGACUGGUGGACCUGGCUGUCGGGGCCCAGGGACACAUGGUGCUGCUCAGGAGUCUGCCAGUGCUGAAAGUCGGGGUAUCCAUGCGAUUUGUCCCUGUGGAGGUGGCGAAGACUGUGUACCAGUGCUGGGGAGAGGCGCUCCCCCCUCUAGAAGCUGGGGAGGCCACAAUCUGUCUUACCAUCCACAAGGGCUCAUUUGACCACUUAGAUGCUAUCCAGAGCUCUAUCAGGUAUGAUCUGGCAUUGGACCCAGGCCGUCUGGUUUCCCGUGCUAUUUUUCAUGAGACCAAGAACUGGACUUUGACUCGAAGGAAGACCCUGGGGCUGGGGGAGCACUGUGAAAGCGUGAAGCUGCUUUUGCCUGACUGUGUGGAGGAUGUGGGGAGCCCCGUCAUCUUGCGUCUUAACUUCUCCCUGGUGGAAGACCCCAGCUCAUUCUGGAAUCUUCGCCCUGUGCUGGCUAUGGGCUCACAAGACCUCUUCACUGCUUCUCUACCUUUUGAGAAGAACUGUGGCCCAGACCACAUCUGUGAAGGCGACCUGGGGGUCAACUACAGCUUCUCAGGCCUGCAGACUCUGAUGGUGGGGAGCUGCCCAGAGCUCAACCUGACGGUGACAGUGUGGAAUGAGGGAGAGGAUUCCUAUGGAACGGUGGUCACUUUCUACUACCCAGCAGGGCUGGCCUAUCGAUGGGCGUCAGGAACACAGGGACCUCACCAGCACCCACUGCGUCUGGCAUGCGAGGCAGAGCCCAUUCAGAAGGAAGGCCUGAGGAGCAGCAGGUGUAACAUCAACCACCCCAUCUUUCGAGAAGGUACUAAGGCCACCUUCGUGAUCACAUUUGAUGUCUCUCAUGAAGCCAAUUUGGGAGACAGAUUGCUUAUUAGGGCCAGUGCCAGCAGCAAGAACAAUAAGCCUGCAACCCAUAAGACCUCCUUCGGGCUGGCGCUCCCGGUGAAAUAUAUGGUGUUCACAGUGAUCAGCAGGCAGGAAGAUUCCACUAAGUAUUUCAACUUUUCAUUUCUGGAUAAGGAGACCACAAAAGAGGCCAAACAUCGAUAUCGUGUGAAUAACCUGAGCUGGCGAGAUCUGGCCGUCAGUAUCACCUUCUGGGUUCCUGUCCUGCUAAACGACGUGGCUGUGUGGGCAGUGGCUGUGAAGGCCCCUGCACAGAGUCUUCCCUGUGUGUCAGAGAGGGAACUUCCUCAGCAUUCUAACUUCCUGACUCAGAUUCCAACAACUUCCGUGCUGAACUGUUCCAUCGCAGACUGCCUGAAGUUCCGCUGUGACAUCCCCUCCUUCGGCAUCCAGGAGCAGCUGGACUUCCUCCUGCAGGGCAACCUCAGCUUCGGCUGGGUCAGCAAGACAUUGCAGAAGAAGGUGUUGGUCACCACAGUGGCUGAGAUCACGUUCGACACAGCUGUGUAUUCCCAGCUCCCAGGCCAGGAGGCGUUCUUGAGGGCCCAGAUGGAGACCGUGCUAGAAGAAAUUCAGGUCUAUCACCCCACGUUCCUUGUGGUGGGCAGCUCUGCAGGUGGGCUGCUGCUGCUGGCCCUCAUCACAGCUGCCCUGUACAAGCUUGGCUUCUUCAGACGUCAUUACAAAGAAAUGCUGGAUGUCAAGACGGAAGACCCAGCCCCAUGCACUGGGGAUGAUGUUAGCUGUGAGGCCCCAGAUCUACCUUCAUUCUAAUCUUCUAUUUUCCAGUCUAUCUCUACUCCCAUGGCUGUUUUUUUUCCCUCUACCUAUGAAUCUAUUUCUGUGAGAACAACUUUCUCAUAGAUCUGGGCUGGUCUGAACAACCUCUUGGGGGCUAGGCCCUCUUCCUGAGGAGUUAAAAGAUUGCUGUGCUUGUGGCUGUAUGAUGGACUUCUUCAGUGAUUGUCCUUAUUUGGAAGGGGCAGUCAAUGUCAGUGUAAAUGUUCCUAUGUGACAGUAAGAACUCUCACACAAUGCUUACACUACAUUUUCCUUGUCU